Molecule: messenger RNA, 2424 nt
Organism: Trifolium pratense (red clover)
Lineage: Eukaryota; Viridiplantae; Streptophyta; Magnoliopsida; Fabales; Fabaceae
Exons: 10
Coding region: 1-1875 (624 amino acids)
Molecular function (GO): DNA-binding transcription factor activity
Source: RefSeq, a predicted model, not a curated record
AUGGAGGCACCACCCUUUUCCAACUCAGAAGAGGAUGAGUCUUUGUUUGAAUACCUCAAUAGUCUAUCUCCUUUAAAGACCAAAAAGCGUGUUGAAGCUACUCAGACUUUGAACUCACUUGGCAUGGAUUAUUCUCUUCUCGCAUCACCUGAUGCAACCAUUUACGAGGAAUCCACAGUCCUCAUGAGGAAUUACAUUUUGAACACAUCAGAGCCUCAAGUUUCAUCUGAAGAAGCUCUUACUGAUCCUGCUCAUGCAUGCCAUUACUCACUUGAGUCAUCUAGUCAACAUACAAAGAUCGAGCUUCCACAAGCUAUGCAAUAUAAUCCUUGUAGCUCGGAACAACGUCCUCUAAUUUCAACUGAAGAGGCUAAAUGGGCUCUUGAGUUACUUGGCAAGCAAGUUCCAAAUGGUACCGAUGUACAAGAUGACUAUAUGGAAGAUUCAGUUGAGGGUGGAACAUAUAUUCGGGAAGUAGGUCAGGUUGAGGCAAACAUUGAAGGAGCAGAUUGUGAUUACAAUAACUUAAUUAGUAUAACACAAUUUGUGAAUCUGCUGCCACAAUCUACUACUAACAGUAAUUAUAAAAUGCAAACUGUUGAACCUGUUGCUUCUAGUUCAUAUCCUUCUGAACCUAUAGCUGCAACAGACAGAAAUCAAACAUGGAACAAUCUUGCCAAUGUUGCUUUAAGGGAUAGCAAUCCAAUUGCGAGAGGGGUCGAUGAGCUUGCAUGUAUAAUGAGGCCCUAUCAAAGCUAUCAGCCUGAGAUGAGCAGUUUGCAAAGGAACAACUACGUUUAUACUUCAAAAUCUGAUGAGAUGAAUGCUAUUAUAAAGGAAAAUCCAUUGCUUCCUAGAAAAAACACUAGUGAUUUACAGAUGUGUGUUUUGCCAAGAAAUGAUUUUUACUUAAAUGUGCAUCCUGCCUUGAAUAAUUACAAAGCAAUAGAAAAUGAAAAGAUGUCUUCUAGAAGGAAACCUGAAUCGCCGAGCUGCACUUCUUCUUUGCAUUUUUCUGCAAGUCAAGUGCAUCACCUAUCGCCUGUCCCUGCACCAACGGAAAGACAUUUGGAGCCAUCUGAGAAUGAUGAUUUCACCAAGUCAUCAGUUCACAUUCCUGGCGAAGAUUUCUGUCGGAGCUGUAACCCUGACCUGAUGAGUAGAGUGCAAUUUAAUGAACUAAUGAAUAAACUAUUCGAUCAAAACAUGAAAAAGACGUCGAAAGUGAAGAGUAUAGAUUUGAUUGGUCUAGUUUCUUCUGGCUCAGAACAUGAAAUGGAAGGGGAAAGUGCCGAUACUAACACCAACGUUCGACUUUACAGAAAAUGGUCGGAUCUAACUGGCAAAGGAAGGAAAUACAGAAACUGUAGAUGUAGAAAAUCAAGGUGUUUGAAAGAUUAUUGUGAGUGCUUUGCUUUUGGAGUCAGCUGCAUAGGACUUUGCCAGUGUCAAGACUGCAUGAAUAAUAAGUCAGAUCUAACUGGAGAAGAAGAGGCAUGCAAACAAUGUAGAUGUAUAACAUCAAAUUGUUUGAUACCCAAUUGUGAAUGCUUUUCUGCUGGAGUCUACUGCACAGGACAUUGCUCAUGUAAACACUGCUUGAAUAAUGGAGAUAAUGAAGAUACAAUUCUACAAGCUCGCCAGAAGAAUGAUCCUAAAGUUGAGGACCGGUCCAGCUUCCAGAAAAGAGGAUGUGUUUGCAAUAAAACAAGUUGCCAGAUGAAAAAAUGCAAAUGUUUUAAGGAUGGUGUUGGUUGCUCCCCAAUUUGUAAAUGUCAAGGGUGCAAAAAUAUACAUGGUAGAAGAAAGGAUAGUACAGCUGAAACAAAAUCUGAGCUUGAAGAAACAGAAGCAAUACAGAUUUUCUGGCUAUGAAGAUCUUCUUGUGCUGAAUUGUUUGGCACCUAAAACCAAGAGCUUGUACAACAUUCAUUAAUACUAAUUGAAGUUGAACUUGAAUCAUCUCUUACUGUGUCAGGAAUUUGACAUUAGAAUGAGGACAGUUUUGUUUUUCUUUUGUUACAAUUAUUAAACCAUGCAAUGUAUAUGUGAUAUGUCUACAAUACAAUUUGUACAAUUGGUCUCUUUUAAUGUUUCCUAUAAAGAAACCUCUUCUCAUUCUAAACUUGGAAAUUAUGAAAAACUUAAGUGGAUAAGAGAAGAUAGAACAAAACAAAAAUAGAUACCAUGUAAGAUUGCUAAAGUUUAGAUGAUGAAGUUUUAGAGGUUAUCAUAUUUCACAGGGUCCUUGAGGAAAUACUUGAACUGCAAGGCACAAGAUGAUAAGAAUCAAUGAGAUGCCACAAUAAAUUAAAACAGUUCACAUGAUUGAUAACAUUUUCUUAACAUUGGUAGUGUAAUUGUGUAUUUUACUUGACCAUGUAAUACAACUUCAAUUAUUUUAUAUAUAGGCUAUGCUUAGGU